CCAAUUCCACCACUCUCUGUUUCAGGCUUUCAGCUCUCUCUUCCUCCCAAAUUCACACGUCUUCUUCACGGCUUCACACAUGGAUUUCUGCGGCAAGUCUCUUCGAGAUUCCACUUCUCCCUUUGAUUGCCUUGUUUUCGAUUUGGACGAUACAUUAUACCAUUCAAAGACAGGAAUUGCCGAAGCUUGCAAACGAAACAUAGAAGAAUUUCUAGUUCAGAAAUGCGGAUUUGGAGAAACAAAAGCUUCAAGUCUCCGAGUCGAGCUCUUCAAAAAUUACGGCAGCACUCUAGCCGGUUUGCGGGCAUUAGGCUAUAACAUCGAUGCUGAUGAUUACCACAGUUUCGUGCACGGAAGACUGCCGUAUGAAUUGAUCAAACCUGAUUCACAACUCCGUAGCCUUCUGAGAAGCAUCGCUCUCAGAAAAAUUAUUCUCACCAAUUCCGAUCGAAACCAUGCGAUUAAGGUAUUGGACAGGCUGGGAUUGCAAGAUUGCUUCGAUCAGAUCAUUUGCUUCGAGACAAUGAAUCCGAACCUCCCGAAAUCGACUCGCCUUGAUGAGUUUCCGGUUAUUCUGAAACCAUCAUUGGACGCCAUGAAAAUCGCCCUUGAUGCUGCCAAUGUCAAUCCUCCUCGUACGCUGUUCCUUGACGACAACGUCCGCAAUAUUGCUGCCGGAAAAGCUUUGGGCCUACGAACCGUUUUGGUCGGAAAAACAAUGAAGACCAAAGAAGCGGACUAUGUACUGGAGACGGUGCACAAUCUUGCGCAAGUAAUUCCUGAAAUAUGGCUAGGUGGGAAAGACAGCGAGGAUCAGAGAAUCAAGCGUACAGGAAGCGAACUGGAUGCCACUCUCCCAACCACCCCCGUCGGUGCUUAAGUGUUGUGCUGGGUCCUGAUUAUACCCUCUGUAGUGUCCAUAAUGUCCGUCCAUUGUCCAAAUGAUAAAAGUAAUGCUGCAUGUAUCGUUGUACUUCCACUAAUAACAAUAAGUUCCUUGUACUUGUAAUUAUAAUAUUUAUUAUGGUUAUAACUUAUAAGUGCUUCAGCGAGAUUAUGUAUUGACCAUCCACG
This is a messenger RNA of Vitis riparia (riverbank grape), 1074 nucleotides long. RefSeq lists its product as uncharacterized. NCBI's taxonomy places the organism in Eukaryota, Viridiplantae, Streptophyta, Magnoliopsida, Vitales, Vitaceae. The record is from RefSeq and is a predicted model, not a curated record. Bases 80 to 880 code for a protein of 266 amino acids. The transcript has 8 exons.